Acyrthosiphon pisum (pea aphid) is the source of this 1745-nucleotide messenger RNA. Its product is annotated as methanethiol oxidase. The record is from RefSeq and is a predicted model, not a curated record. Bases 126 to 1559 code for a protein of 477 amino acids. Gene Ontology annotation, molecular function: selenium binding. NCBI's taxonomy places the organism in Eukaryota, Metazoa, Arthropoda, Insecta, Hemiptera, Aphididae. The transcript is spliced from 11 exons.
AUUAGUGGGUAAUUAUCUAUAUUGAUAUAAUAGGAAUUUGAUAAACAUAACAUUCCAAUUUGCAUAGUAUAUUUUAUAAUCAUUAGUAUAUUUUUAUUUUUACAUGUAUAGAUUGAGCAGCUGCAAUGGCAAAUUGUAAAAAUCAAUGUGGGCCGGGUUACAAAAGUCCCUUAGAUGCAUAUAUUAAUGGAAAACGAGAAACUAUUUUGUACACUAUAUGCAUUCAACCAAAUGCGUUAACAAAAAACAAAACAGAUUAUUUGGCCACUAUUGAUGUGGACCCAAAUAGCCCUACAUAUUCUCAAGUGAUCUUUAGGACAAGCGUAGAAAAUGUUGGUGAUGAACUACAUCAUUUUGGAUGGAACACUUGUAGUAGUUGUUAUGAUGAUUGUACAAAAAGCCGAAAUAAAGUAAUUUUGCCUUCUUUAGCAUCUGAUCGAAUUUAUGUUUUGGAUGUGACAAAUGAAAAAGCUCCUAAAUUACACAAAACUAUUGAACCUAGUGAAGUCCAUGCUUUUAAUGUAUCAACUUUACAUACAACUCAUUGUUUACCUAAUGGUAAUGUAAUGAUUUCAACGAUGGGCGAUGCUGAUGGUAAUGGAAAAGGUGAUUUUAUAUUGAUAGAUGCUGAAGAAGGAGUAGUUAAAGGAACAUGGACAAAAGGUGAAACAGCAAAAUUUGGAUAUGACUUUUGGUAUCAGCCAUACUGGAAUGUUUUAGUAUCAUCUGAAUGGGGAACACCUAAAGAUUUCAAAACUGGUUUUCAUGCUGAUCAUAUUAACGACAUUGAGAAAUAUGGACGGUCCAUCAACUUUUAUUCUUGGUCUGAAAGAAAAUUAUUGCAGUCUAUUGAUUUGGGUGCAGAUGGCAUAGCUCCUUUAGAAAUACGAUUCUUACACAAUCCUAAAUCAUCUGAAGGAUUUGUUGGCUGUGCAGUAAAUAGCAACAUUUUUAGAUUUUUUCGGACUGAUGACGGUACUUGGGAAUCUGAAAAAGUGAUAUCUGUACCUAAGAAAACUGUAAAGGAUUCUAAUGGAUUAAAUGAAAUUUCAGGCAUGAUCACAGAUAUUUUGAUAUCAUUGGAUGAUAAAUAUCUAUACUUUUCUAAUUGGUUGCACGGAGAUGUCAGACAAUAUGAUAUAACAAACACCAGCAAACCUAAACUGGUUGGCCAAAUAUUUUUAGGUGGAUUAUUGUUGAAAGAUGGAUUAUUAACUGUUGUUAAAGACUCUGAGCUUAAAGAACAACCAGAACCUGUAUAUAUCAAAGAAAGACGUUUAUUUGGUUCACCUCAAAUGAUCCAGUUAAGCUUAGAUGGGAAAAGACUAUAUGUAACUACUUCUUUAUUUACACCAUGGGAUAAACAGUUUUAUCCAGAAUCUGUGAAACAUGGAUCUACAUUAGUCAAACUCGAUGUGGACACUAUUAAUGGAGGCUUAUCUCUGGAUCAGGACUUUUUAGUAGAUUUUGGCAAAGAACCUGAUGGGCCUAUCAUGGCCCACGAAACAAGGUAUCCAGGAGGCGAUUGUACUUCAGACAUUUGGUUGGCUGAAGAUUAGAAAGUAAAAUAAUAUUUCAACUAGUGAUGGACACUACCGAAUAAUGUUUAUAGACAUAUCAUUAACAUCUUUCAUAUUAGAUAUAUUAUUAUCAACAAUUAAUUUUAACAAUCGUAAUUUGAUAGGUAGUAUCAAUUACCAAUUAAUGUUACGCACGCAUAAUAAAAUAUUUUAUAUACCAUUUUA